AUGAACAUUGGAGGCCAGUUCCGCUCAUUUGCCCUCGCUCGCGUUCCGUUGCCAGAAGGCACCGCUGUCCAUCCCCAUACCGCAUUCCUCACAUAUAAAGCGUCCCUGGUCCAAGACGCUUAUGGCCAGUGGAGAGUCGGCAUAUUCUACGAAUUUGGUUCACCCGGGAAUUGUGAACUACUACAGAACUGGAGCUUCGAUAUUCCUUAUAUCCUCGACGGCCGAAGCCUUACCAUGAAAGGAAGGACGUAUCUUAUUGGCUUUGACUGGGUGGACACUACCGGGUAUUCUUCUGGACUCAAAUACAUCAAUAAAAUUUACCCAAACGUCCAACUUGGGGAUAUUUGGCCUUCAAAGAAUAAUCCCAGCGGACUGACGGAUUUGCAGGGGUAUCAGCUUAACCAACCGAACGGUGUAUCGGUCUUUUUCGAUGCCGGUGGAAAGCCCACGUUCGAACAAUAUCGCGAUGGAAUUCGUAUUCACCGUUUUCUUCACGAAAUCAAAUUCGUCACCUUCGAUAUUGAAGGUGUCACAGCUAUCAAAGAUGGCGCCGGGCACUCUACGUUGUUGAAGUACGAACCUUUCGUGGACAUGAAAGCUAUCUCCCGGGUCGUUUAUCCGACAGGAGCAUCGUCACGUCAUGAGUACUCUACGUCCGAAUUUCGGGAUCAAAUUCAACAACAUACUGAAUAUAUGUUAAGUCGUCUUGUAAUUGAUUACACAUUCACCGAUUUCAUGAUUGGUUUGAAAAUGGCUGGUAACACAGAUUCUCUGAUGAAUGGAGAUGACGAUGCACUCAACUGUUUAUUUCACAACCCGAUUCCCGGUAGAUAUGAUGUCGUCCAGACUAGCUAUGACAAAGACUGGAAUGCCACUUCUCAAACCAUCACAUGGUUCAACAAAUGCCAUCUGCCGACGGAGAUAAUUCGAUGGAAAUCAGACGGCAAAGAUUUGAAGGAUGGCUGGAAAACGACAUACUCUUAUGGUAUUCCCGUGGAUGAUGGAGCGAGGACCACUAACUUUGAGCGCCCCGAUUUCGCUGGCAAUGUCAUUGGCCACUGGAUUUCUAGUCCUGAUCUUUUGAAAGCAGAGUAUGAUGAGCAAUUGAAAUUGGCCUCGUCAUAUGUGUGGUAG
Molecule: messenger RNA, 1134 nt
Organism: Penicillium angulare
Lineage: Eukaryota; Fungi; Ascomycota; Eurotiomycetes; Eurotiales; Aspergillaceae
Exons: 4
Coding region: 1-1134 (377 amino acids)
Source: RefSeq, a predicted model, not a curated record